AACGCCCCCACUACCGCCCAGCAUUUAUCAUCACAAUGUGCUGAAGGAGAAAACGCCUAUUUGAGUAUUUGUUUCUGCAGUUUGUGUUGGGUUUUUAUUCAGCACGAAAGUGUCUGUCUAGCCGGAUUGAUAUUGUCUGUAAAAACUUUCACUAAUAUCUAUUUUAGUUGGGAAAUAACUGGAAACAUGCAGAACUACGCAGAUGAUGUCAAGGACUUAAUUGAGCAGCACGCUACUGCUCUCACAGUUGUCUUUGCUGCAGGGGUCGGUGUGCUGGCCCUGCGUAGGUGGAUGGCAGGGGGAGUGUGUCGCAGCAAGGCUAGGCUUGAUGGGAAAACAGUCCUUAUCACAGGAGCCAACACUGGGAUUGGGAAGGAGACGGCCCUGGAUAUGGCUCAGAGAGGGGCCAGAGUGAUUCUUGCCUGCAGGGACAUGACCAGAGCCCGCAUUGCAGCAGAUGACAUUCGACAGCGGAGCGGGAACGGCAAUGUGGUGGUAAAGAAACUGGACCUUGCCUCGCUGCAGUCUGUCAGAGACCUGGCCAAAGAUGUCCAGGAGAACGAGGAGCGCUUGGACAUCCUCAUUAACAAUGCAGGUAUUAUGAUGUGCCCUAAGUGGGAGACUGAAGAUGGCUUUGAAAUGCAGUUUGGUGUCAAUCACCUGGGACAUUUUCUCCUCACCAACUGUCUGCUUGACCUGCUGAAGAAGUCAGCUCCAAGUCGCGUUGUUGUUGUCUCCAGCCGUGCACAUGAGAGAGGCCGUAUGCACUUUGAUGACAUCAACCUUGAUAAAAGCUACAGUCCUGGACAGAGCUACAGCCAAAGCAAGCUAGCUAAUAUUCUCUUCUGCAGAGAGCUGGCUAAAAGACUGCAAGGCACCGGUGUGACAGUGUACAGUCUUCAUCCUGGGAUCAUUCGCACAGAGUUAGGCCGCCAUUUUUUCCCUACUUUAGCUAUGUGGAAGAAGAUGAUACUUAUGCCGUUUUUAUUGCUGAUCAAAAGUCCCUGGGAAGGAGCCCAAACCACCAUCUACUGCGCUGUGGACGAGAGCCAGGCAAACGUCAGCGGUCUCUACUACAGUGACUGUGCCGUCACACAGCCGAGACCACAGGCCCUGGAUGAUGCUGCAGCCAAGAAGCUGUGGGACCUCAGUGCUUCCAUGGUUGGUCUGGCUUAAACACAGCAGCCUGAUUUGCAUUCAUCAGCUCUGUUUGCAUUAGAGAACAGAGGACUCCAUUUCAGUUUAUUAUCUAAUACACUACCAAGCAAAAGUUUGGACACACUUUCUCAUUCAAUGGGCUUUUAGUUAUUGUCUACAUUGUAGAUUAAUACUGAAGACAUCAAAACUAUAAAAGAAUACAUUUGGAAUUAUGUUGUGAACAAAAAAGUGUUAAUCUUCAGCAUUAAUCUACAAUGUAAAAAACAGUACAAAUAUAUAAAAAGCAUUAAAUGAGAAGGUGUGUCCAAACUUUUGACUGGCAGUGUAGGUCAUUGCAUCAUUUAGUCUUUCACUUCUUCUAAUCUUGUAGACCUGAAAGAUUCGCAACACAAAAUUUUGCACAGUUUGCUCAGAUAAGGUGUAUUGCUUCAUCUUUAUAUUCUGCAUAACUUUAUAAUUUGUGGUAGAUUGUAUACUUAUGCUCUGCUGCUAUGUCGAGGUUUGAGGGAAGGUUUGCUGAUUAAUCUACCAUUUUGGCUGAAUGUUUGCAUUUCACCAAUUUCCCUUAAAUAUAUAUAUUUUUUUGAUGUGGAAAAACUAAAAUGCCUUUGGGUCAUACAACCUCUUUCACCUUUUCAUCAACUUCCAAGAGACGUUUAGGGCUUCAAACAGUUGUUUUUAUUCGUGGUAUCUAACAACUGCAAACAUUCACAGAAACCGUUGUAUUCUUUGUAUGAUAAAUUCUGAAUCAACCUAACAGGAGUCACUGCAGUCAUGAAACCAUGUAGAGCAAUAAAAGGAAGGUGAUCAUAAAUGGCUGUAGGAUGAGGAGGAAGGAUGUGUUGAAGCAGAGAUGAAGUGUUGCAUAAAAGAGGUGACCUUAAGAGCUGGCAGUUGGUGAGAAGAUUGUUGCACUUGAGAGGACAAAGGAUCCUCCACCAGGUGUAGAGAGGGAGUGAACGCCUCGGGGGCAGAGAGCAGUCAGGAUACACCCAGUGGAUCCAGAAGAUACCACCCCUUCCCGACUGCCCUCCUGUGGCUGUGUGUGGGUUUUUUGUUUUGUUUUUUUACAUUAGGCAUGGCCAGUUUGCUUGUUGUGUCUUUACAUGAUUUUACUAAUGUUUUAUGUUUGCUUUGAGGAGUUAAUUUAGUCACUGAAUGUACUUAAAAAGAACCUGCUAAAGUGGAAAAUCACCAGCUGUGUAACAAUGUCAGCAAUAAAUAUGUGAUGAAACUUGG
Molecule: messenger RNA, 2397 nt
Organism: Acanthochromis polyacanthus (spiny chromis)
Lineage: Eukaryota; Metazoa; Chordata; Actinopteri; Pomacentridae
Product: retinol dehydrogenase 13-like
Exons: 7
Coding region: 187-1176 (329 amino acids)
Source: RefSeq, a predicted model, not a curated record